Teleopsis dalmanni is the source of this 602-nucleotide messenger RNA. RefSeq lists its product as uncharacterized. The coding region runs from base 1 to 570 and encodes 189 amino acids. NCBI's taxonomy places the organism in Eukaryota, Metazoa, Arthropoda, Insecta, Diptera, Diopsidae. The record is from RefSeq and is a predicted model, not a curated record. The transcript has 4 exons.
AUGAUACAAAAGAUGUUUAUUAACAUAUUCAUACUAGUAUUGAUGUGUUUAAGUACUUGCUUAAGUGCGCCAACUGAAACGAAUGAAACAGUUGAAGUUGUAACAACGUCUGAUAAACAAGUGGAACUAGAACAGAAAAACGACGAAUCACAACUGUCAGAAAUCGCAGUUCAAAAUAUUGAAGAUAACAUUGACAGUAGCAGCGGUAAGAGUAAUUCCGGUUUCAAGUUAACUUUACUACCUGAACCACCAAAGACUGCAGAAUCAGUUAAUUUGGAAUAUGAGGGAAUACCAUCCAAAAUUCUCAGUAAAUACGAUCAAAGUCAAAAAAAAUUACUUGACAUUACAAAUGCAGUACCAAUUUUAGAUACAAUUAAUGAACAUGAUAAAUAUGGCAACAAUGGGGAUAUGUUCGAUGGAAUUUCACGUUCACUGGUUAACGGUUACGAAGCUUUUUCCAAUUUACUAAAUACAUUAAUACAAAAACCCAAAGAACUGGCACGUUCUCUUACGAAGGGCAUAACAGCACAACUUGAUAUUAUUGGUGGUAAAAUUGUUGGACUUCAAUAAACUGUAAAGAAUCUUUUGGAAUAUAUUUUAUU